Molecule: messenger RNA, 2063 nt
Organism: Phialemonium atrogriseum
Lineage: Eukaryota; Fungi; Ascomycota; Sordariomycetes; Cephalothecales; Cephalothecaceae
Product: FAD/NAD(P)-binding domain-containing protein
Exons: 2
Coding region: 418-1743 (441 amino acids)
Molecular function (GO): FAD binding; monooxygenase activity
Source: RefSeq, a predicted model, not a curated record
CGGAUGUCUGAUUCAUAUUGGCCUUCACCGGAGCUUCCAUGUCUGUGAAUUACGAGGCAGGUGUCCGACCAUGCGGGGCCGUUGGCUGAGUCGAUGGGAGCGGCUGACUUCGGCCCCACUUGAUCUCGGAUCGAAUCCGAGAUAUCGUCGUGUCUUGGUGGCCGAACAAUACGCCGAUCUGACGGUGGAAAGUAUAGAUAGCAAGUACGUACCCAUUUUUUCUUCAAUGCCACUCACCAUUUCCCUUUCAUCCUUCCCUUUGCAAUCCGUACCUUUACAAGCUGUCCAACCUUUGUGUGAAUCACCCUAUAACAGAGGGAAACCGUCCCAGCACAGUCAUUCAAGGGGCCCAAUUUCCGGAUCUCAUCCGCAAAAACCACCCAAAACACACCCAAAAAAACAGCACAAAACAACCAAAUGCCCCUCUCCCACAUCCUCAUCCUCGGCGCCGGCCCAGCCGGCCUCUCCGCCGCCCUCGCCAUCUCGCAACUGCCCCCACCCCCAUCCCCGGCCGCCGCCCCCCGCCUCCGCGUCACGGUCCUGGAGCUCCGGCCGCGCGGCGCAGGAACCACGCUCGGCGGCGCCGUCAACCUGACGCCCCUGGCGCUGCGGUACCUCGACCGGCUCGGCGGGGCGGGAGCGCUCCUCCGGCCGCGCGGCUGCGCCGUCGGGGCGGGGAUCGACAUGGUGGCGCUGCGCACGGGCAGCCGGCGCGGCACGCUCUGGCGCGGCGUCGACAUGCUGCGCGUGCGUCGCCACGACCUGGCUGAGAGCCUGCGAGGCGCGGUGGAGGAGGGGGACGCGCAGGCCGCCGAUGGCCGCGGAGGAGGAGUCGAGCUGCGGUACGGCGUGUCGGUUGUGGGGAUCCGGGAGGAGGGCGAGGCUGGUGGGGAGGGGGCCGUGGUGCUGGAGCUUGAGGGCGGCGAGGAGAUCAGGGGGGAUGUGCUGCUUGGGUGUGAUGGGUUGCAUAGCGUGGCGCGGACGAGAUAUGUUGAGCCCGAGAGGGAAAAGGUGUACUCUGGUAGGGUCAAUGCGUAUGGGUAUGCGAAGGUAGAGGAGCCGGGGAAGGCGGGGAUUACGAGGUCGGAUGGGCAGCCUUGCGUGGUAGAUAGUACGCUCAUCUCCGGCCGGUAUGGCUCGCUUCUCGCGACUUUCUUCGAACCAGAGAGGAAGGGUUUGUUCGUGGCUGCGGUGAUGGGCAUGAAGGAUGUGGGAGAGGACGAGGAUGCGAGGGACGGGUGGAAGGCCAUGGGCGACGACAAGGCGAAAGUGAGAGAGGAUAUUGCGAGGCGGUUCCGCGACGGCAAAAUAUCUGGAGUGACUGAGCUGGUGGAGAGUGUGGAGGAGUGGAACCUGUUCCCCGUGUAUCAACUUCCUCCUCAGGGUCGAUGGUCCAGGGGGAGGGUGAUCCUGCUCGGCGACGCUGCCCACGCUAUGCCACCUCAAGGGGAGAGCACGGGUGUUGCCAUUGAGGACGGUGUCCUUAUCGCCCGGAUUCUCCAGCGACACACAGAGCGGAGCAUACCUCAGCUCUUCGACGACUAUGAAAAAUUGCGACGAGCACCAAUCGACAAGCUGUACAAAGAGUCGGUUUGGAGAUGGGACAACGCAGCUAAAGACGAUUCUGGUUGGCUGCAUGCUGUUUUCAACGACUGGAUGAUCACGGCGGUUCUGGCCUUUAUGGAUUUCAACCAGUCCGAUUACUUUGCCAACGACGUGGAGAAUCUCCAGUUGCCGCCCUGAUGUCUCGCCAGAGGCAUGCAAAUAUCAGUAAUCAAUUCUCCUCUCUAGAUUUCGUGGCGACAUUUCUACAUUUAUUAUUGGUGGCAACCCCUUGCUUUAUGGUAUUGUAUUGUACAGUACCUUAUUGUGGUGGAGCAUACUCCAGUGUAUUCUAACAGGAGGGCAUGGCAGGAGGGGAGUAACUGGUCAUAUAACCAUGUAAAUAAAAAGCAAAUGGAAUUCAGACUCUUUGCCUCUUUGGGGCUCAGGUGCGUUGAGGACUUGAGAAUAUUUGGGGCUUUGGGGCUUAGGUUCUUGAAAGCAGUCAAACUUGUUUCGUG